This is a messenger RNA of Aspergillus calidoustus, 1656 nucleotides long. The record is from the annotation of a GenBank genome assembly. Lineage: Eukaryota; Fungi; Ascomycota; Eurotiomycetes; Eurotiales; Aspergillaceae.
AUGGCUGCCAUGGACGAAAUCAGAGUCGAGCAGAAUCCGGCUGCGACCAAUCCUCCUGCCGGAGCGGACCCCGAAGACUUCAAACCAGAACAUGUGAAUAUCCUGGGCAGCAUUCAACUGCGACACCCGGUGACCAACGACAUCAUCCUAAUACCCACACCGUCAAACGACCCCAAUGAUCCUCUUAACUGGUCAAGGGGCUAUCGAAUCUACCUGGCCGUGAUAUCCUGCGCUUCAAUCUUCCUUGCCCAGCUUCUGGCUGCUGGACCCAGCGUCGCAAUGACAACAAUGAUCCAAGAUCUUUUCGGCAUCAUGCCCACUGAUCCAGAGUUUUCGUCCGCACUAUCCAAGAUGGCGUAUUGUUUCACUGGCUGCGCAUUUGUGCAGGGAAUGUCGAACCUGGUCUACAUGCCGCUCAUUAUUAAAUAUGGCCGGCGACCGGUUUAUAUACUGUCAUUCAUCGUAUAUGGAGGGUGCUCGCUCUGGGCUGGUCUUGCUCGAAGCUACCCCAGUGCGUUGGCUGCUCGCCUCGUCCUCGGAUUUGCCGGGGGAUCGGCGGAAUGCCUCGCACCGCUUACCAUUGCGGACACCUUUUUCCUUCAUGAACGUGGACUGAUCAUGAGUUACUACUCCGCCGCCCUAUCCUGUGGUGUUGGUGGGGGCAUUGUGCUCUCUGGGUUGAUCACCAUCAACAACAGCUGGCGGGUCAUAUACUAUAUGGCGACGGGCCUAAUCUGGGGAUUAGUAACCUUGAUCACCUUCACGAUGCCAGAGACAGCAUAUAACAGGGCCCAGAGCGUUGAUGAUCAAAACGACCUUGGUGCAAACGAUGACGGUACCGACAAAGCCCAGGCGGUGCACCUAGAAUCAAGGAUCCCUAUGAAAAAAACAUACCGCGAGCAGAUGAGGCUGAUCAAUCCGCCCUUGACAAACGAGUCCCUUCUAGCAAUGUUCUGGCGCCCAAUUCCCCUGCUCUUUCUCCCAUCUGUUCUUUGGGGUACUCUGUCAAUGUCCGUUGUUAUCGGCACAUUCGUCGCUAUUAGCUCGAAUUAUGCAACGGCAUUCUCAACCACCUACGGCUUUUCAACAUGGCAGUGUGGCAUGACUUACUCGGGUGUUCUGGUGGGUGCCCUGGUUGCCAUCUACGGCGGUGGCUGGCUCUCGGACAAGGUGGCAGAUCUGUUCACCAUUCGAAGCGGUGGCAUUCGUGAGCCCGAGAUGCGCUUGCCGACCGUUACCAUCUCCCUGAUCCUCGGCCCGUUAGGGUUGCUACUGUACGGGGCCGGGAUAGCAAAGGCAAUGCACUGGAUUGUCCCCAUUGUGGGCCUGGGUCUUUUCGGCUUUGUUAUCACACAAGUCAGCAAUAUUGCCAUUGUUUACGCAGUGGAUGCCCACAGGCCUAUCGCUGGAGAGGUCGUGGUUUCGGAACUGAGUUUCAAAGCCGCCUUUGGAUUUGUGCUUUCGUUCUAUACCAACCCGUGGAUAGAGUCAGCCGGUUACAUCAACGCUUUCGGGGCCUUGGCGGGAAUCUGUGCCGCUAUUUUGGUCCUGUGGAUACCAUUGUAUAUUUGGGGGAAGGAGAUUCGUGUCUGGAGUCUUGGACUGCGGGUCCUGAAGGGAGUCCACUGGGGUGCAGAUCGGGAGGUUGGCGAGUGA